This is a messenger RNA of Periophthalmus magnuspinnatus, 1029 nucleotides long. Its product is annotated as deoxyribonuclease-1-like. Lineage: Eukaryota; Metazoa; Chordata; Actinopteri; Gobiiformes; Gobiidae. Bases 64 to 1029 code for a protein of 321 amino acids. The transcript is spliced from 10 exons. Gene Ontology annotation, molecular function: DNA nuclease activity. Gene Ontology annotation, biological process: DNA catabolic process. The record is from RefSeq and is a predicted model, not a curated record. Gene Ontology annotation, cellular component: nucleus.
CUUCUCUGCUCAUUUUUGGUUUUGGCUUUGAGUUUUUAAACAGUUUUAGAUAAAUUGGUCAAAAUGAAAAUUGCAGCCUUCAAUGGUAAAAACCUGGGAAUCAAGAAAGUCACAAACAAUACAGUGGUGAAGUAUCUCACCAAGAUCCUGAGUCGGUACAGUGUGGUGGUGGUUCUGGAGGUGAUGGAUAAAAGUGGAAAGGCCAUGCAGAUGUUACUGGAGAAGCUGAACAGCCUCAGCGCUAACAAAAAGCGUCCAUAUUUGAUGGUGUCCAGUUGCCCUUUGGGACGAGACAGCUACAAGGAGCAGUUUGUCUGCUUCUACAGAAAGGAUGAGGUGUCUCUGAGGGCCUGUUACCAGUACGAGGACAACCAGAUCGGAGAUAAAGAUGCUUUUGCCCGAGAACCAUUUGUCCUGCGCUUCACCUGCCCAACAACAGUUGUAAAAGACCUAGUUCUGAUCCCAGUCCACACAAAACCAGAGGAUUCCCUGAAGGAGCUGGAUGAGCUGCACGAUGUGGUUCAAGUCAUUAGAGAUACGUGGGGUAGCAAUAACAUAGUGAUUUUAGGCGACUUUAAUGCAGAUGGACGUUAUCUCUCCAAAAGGAAACUUGAAACCAUCAGAAUCCGCUCCGAGACGUACCAUUGGCUGAUCCAAGAUGACGUCGACACUACAAGCAGUAACUAUAACGACAACACUUACGACAGGAUUGUGGUGUAUGGAGAGAAGAUGCUACACGCUGUUGUACCUGGUUCAGCCAAAACAUUUAACUUCCAAAAGGAGUUCAAACUAGAUGAUGACACAGCUCUCAGCAUCAGUGAUCAUUAUCCCGUGGAGGUGAGUCUCAAAACUGGUCCAAAAAAACUCCCUGUGCCUGUGAAAAGAAGAACACCAAAAUCUUGUGACCAUCAAUACACUGGAAAGAAGCGAUCUGCCCCAGUUAAGAGGAAAUGUCCAAAAAAGACGAGAGGACGGUCCACUGAGGGGUCCAAAUCACCGGCCAAGAGAAGACGUGUCCAGAAGAGAUAA